Messenger RNA from Aspergillus welwitschiae, 724 nucleotides. RefSeq lists its product as uncharacterized. The transcript has a single exon. Lineage: Eukaryota; Fungi; Ascomycota; Eurotiomycetes; Eurotiales; Aspergillaceae. The coding region runs from base 447 to 698 and encodes 83 amino acids. The record is from RefSeq and is a predicted model, not a curated record.
CGUGCGUUCUCUCGCAGUGACAACCUAAACGCCCACUACACCAAAACCCACAGCAAGCGGGGAGGACGAAACCGCUACGUCGCUACCCUAGAUGAGACCAGUCCGGACUACAACCCGGAAUACCGUGGCCCGCUCACCCCUGACGGCCGCCCCAUUUGUGGAUCCAAGCUGGAGGACCCCAAUCCCGAUUGUGGCAACCUAAGUGUCGAGGGACAAUUACCAGCGGCUGAGCCAGAAACAUAUGAGAUACCGGACGGCAAAAAUCUUUUGAAUACAGCAAAACCCCCUGUAUCCCCCAAGGGGGGAGCAUGAUUCGAAUCCUAUGGGUACUCAUUCAUACGAUAUACCUGACCCAUUGACCCUCGCACAGGUUGUUGAUAGUAACAUCCUUUACUAAAGUUUACGCUCCUUCCCACGACACGGCCAUCAGAAUAUUGGUCGGGAACAUGGCACAUGGCAAGUGUGUUGUCUCUGCCUAUGACUCGGAAGGCCUCACCUCUUGCAGUCCGGCAGGGAGAUUAACUCAGGCUGGGCUCCGAAAGCCGACCGCUUCCGAGGUGGCAGUGUUUAUCGUCACCUUUACUACAGAGGAAAUACAUAAGAUAUUGGGACACAUUUCUCUCCGUCGCCUCGCUAGCCAGGAGCGGUUUGUCGUUUUUGGUCUAGCGGUUAGUGUUUCGACAAAAGAUAUAUUAUGAUCUAGAACAUCUAUAAUGAAACAGAC